This is a messenger RNA of Penicillium griseofulvum, 1026 nucleotides long. RefSeq lists its product as uncharacterized. Bases 1 to 1026 code for a protein of 341 amino acids. Lineage: Eukaryota; Fungi; Ascomycota; Eurotiomycetes; Eurotiales; Aspergillaceae. The record is from RefSeq and is a predicted model, not a curated record. The transcript has 3 exons.
AUGGGACCCCACCACACCAACGAGCAACCAACAUCAGACCUCCAAACUGUCAUCACCGGUCGCUUUAAUAAUUUCGCUUGUGAACUUACCGCAAUGAUUGAAAGCAUUCAAUUUGGAAGGCUUCAAUUCACAGGUGAUGAAUACAAGGCUAUGGAGACUGCGAGUCGAGAUCUUGCGAAAAUUGCAAACAACAUCGCGGAUGAAGUAAAAGCUUUGGGAAAGAGACGGAAAGCUGCUGUUGUUGCAGAAGGGCAAAAGCUGCUUUCUCAAGCAGAGUCUGCCAAGUUGGGAAUGAUGGCCAGCCAGAAACCGAAAAGUCUGGUCCUCUUCGUCAGAAACAUGCAGCUGUUCUUCAACCCACCGGGGGAGUCAAAGCUGGAUUCUCCGACAGUUCAAAAAAGAAAGCAAUUGACCCGGGAACGCUGUGAAAGACUACGAGGUCUUGCCCCGGACAAAAUAAUUUUGUGGGCAGCAGCAUUUGCUCCCAGCAUUUGGGAUUCAAAUGUACUUCAGAAAAGUACAUUUGACUUCGUCGUUGAAUUUUUGGAGCCUGGCAAUUCACUCUCCUGGCCCCCUCACAUAUACGGAAUUUUGAAUACACUAGUUACAGAGCAACCUCUUUGCCAAUCGUCUGGUUUCAAAGAGUUUUUGACAGCUGUACAAGAGAGUGUUGAAACAGGCCAAAAAGUCACGGGUUCAUGUUCUCAAAAGGCACAGACACAGCAAACUGAGGUUCCCGACGUCGAUGAAGGUGCCCAGGAAGUCAUUGAAAGAGCAUUUCUUGUUCCACCUACCAAAUUAGACAAACUCUUGAAGCUCCAUCCCCAAUCAACAGCCCGCCACAGCAUUAUCCUCACUAUCCCCAUUGUCGACCGCGUGGCAACAGUUCUCAUUUCUAUACCGCGAGAAGAUGCUAUUCGAUUUGGUUGGGAAUCGUCGUUACCCGUUAUUUUCAACGCAAGCCCCCAACCUACUUUCGUCCAAUCAACCUCAGCUCGACUAACAUUGCCUCAAUUUGAUGAUUGA